Molecule: messenger RNA, 3426 nt
Organism: Bombina bombina (fire-bellied toad)
Lineage: Eukaryota; Metazoa; Chordata; Amphibia; Anura; Bombinatoridae
Product: NXPE family member 2-like
Exons: 7
Coding region: 263-1885 (540 amino acids)
Source: RefSeq, a predicted model, not a curated record
GUCUUUCCUUUUAAGUUCAGAGUCUUAUUUCAUUCACUUGUCAAACAGCUCUGAAACAGAUGCUGUGCUGGGAACAUAAUGACUACACAAGGGAUCUGAACAUGUAUAACCCUAUCUGAUUAAUUCCUUUGUAAAAUGGAAAAACUAAAGUUCUGACCUCUAAAGAGAUCAAGCUACCUUCAGCAUCGAACAUAAGCUUUCUGUGUUUUCAGACUCCCAUUGAUUUCUAUGGCAUCCGUGGGGUGGCGGAUUGAAAACCAGUAUGUUGAAAACAUAUGAAUUAUUUAGGAUGAAGUUUCCCUUUAAGUUGGUGGUGGCUUUUACAGUGACAGUAACUGUUAUGUUCAUUAUAUUCCAGCAGAAAGACAUACAGAUCAGGUAUUAUAUCUGUAACGAGCAAUCACAUGAAGACACACUCAGGAAAAACUCUGCUAUGGAUGAAAAAAUUGAAAUUAUUUUCAACAGCAUUGACCAGUUGAUGCCAAAGGUCACUACAGAUGACUUCGACAAAUCAACUAGUGCAGAAGAAAGCAAAGCCACUUUACAUAAUCCAAAAGUCAUUUAUUGCAUUGGGGACGAGUUACUUGUUAAAGUGGAAGCUUCUAAUUACCAAGGAGAGAGAAAGAUCUAUGGUGGUGAUUACUUGAGAGCGAGGAUAUAUUCUGAAAAGACCAACAGCAGUGCAAGUGGUAGCAUUAAAGAUUUUAAUAAUGGGACCUAUUUAGUAACGUUUGUUUUAUUUUGGGAAGGUGAUGUUAACAUUUCAAUUUUGCUAAUGCAUCCAAGUGAAGCAGUUUCUGCUUUGUGGAGAGCAAGAAAUCAGGGAUUUGCAAAUAUCAAGUAUACGGGCAAUUUUACUAGUGCCACAGAAUAUGACAAUAGGGACUGUGGCUUCCAACUUGACACAGAAGAAGAGAUUUGUAAGUACAUAGAUAGAAGAGAUCAUGAAGCUUUUUACUGUAUCAAACCUCCAAAUUAUCCAUGUGAAUCUUUGACCCACAUGAAUUCCGUCAACGAAGACCACUCUUACCUUUCAGAAGUGGAACAGCUCCUUCUUAAUAGAUCAAAUAUCGGUGUGGAGGUUUCCAAUUUCCAGCCCAUUAAAGUCCUCAGCUGUCGAAAGAAUUUGCACAAACCCGAAGUAAAAUGUGGCGCUUCUUCCUACUACCCCAUUCCAAGUGGAUUUUUCUCUUAUAACAAGUGGAAUCCAAUACAUUGCAAGAUGACAGCAUUUAAUAAAAAUGAACAACUACACAGUUUCCUAAAGGGGAAGAAAGUUUUCCUUAUUGGGGAUUCCACAGUACGCCAAUAUAUAAGGCACUUUGCAGAGACAAUUAAGAUUGUUGAUUAUUUUAACCACACAGAAGAUGAGAUGCAAUCCUGGCAGAAGACACUCUUAGCAAUCAAUCUUGAAAACUUCAUUUACAUUCAAUGGAAGAAACAUACCUUUCCCUUUGUUAGUAAAACUUUCUACUCAAUAAAAGAAGAUGCUUACAUGGCCCGUCAGAUUGAUCAAAUUGGUGGAGGAAUAAACACGAUAAUCAUUCUUACCAUGGGACAACAUUUCAGACCCUUCCCGUUCCGAGUUUUUAUUAAAUCUGCCAUAAAUGUUCGCAAAGCUAUAGAGCGACUCUUUAUUAGAAGCCCAUAUACCAAGGUAAUCAUCAAAGAAGAGAAUGCCAGGGAAAUGGAUAUGGACAUGGAGAGAUUUAGUGACUUUCAUGGACAUGUCCAAUAUAUUGUACUCAGGAAAAUUUUUGAUGGGUUAAAUGUUGGGUUUGUUGAUGCUUUGGACAUGACUAUAGCAUAUGCUUCAAAUGUCAUUCAUCCUCCAGUUCAAGUUCUAGAAAAUAUCAUCAGUAUGUCUUUAACACAAGCAUCUUAACUAUUCCAGGACAUGAUAAAUAUAAAAAAAACUGUCUACUUGUCUAAAUGUGUGACCAAUUGUAGACUAAAAAUGUGCGCCAAUGAUGCAAUAUAUCAUGCCCUCUACAAAGUGCAUAUUUUCUUAAUAUUGACAUUACAAUACACACAAAAAUAAAGUCCAGCACUCACUCACAAGCUCCCAGCCAGUGGCGGCUGGUGAAUUUUAAAGAUGGUGGGGCGCUAGACUCCACCCCUUUAAAUAAAGACACGUCCCCCAGAUGGUCCUACCUAUUAAAAAAAUAAAUAAAUGGUAGCCAUUACAAACUUCUACAUAUACUUGGUUCCUAGAUUUACUACAUCAAAUGAUAUAUACAGUACUGUGUAUGUGUGUUUAUUAUAUAAAGUUUAUUUUAAGAACACACACACAUACACAGUACUGUACAUAUAAUUUGAUGUAGUAAAUCUAGGAACUAGGUAUAUGUCUAUAAUAAUAUACACAAACAUACUAGCAUUUCAUUCAGUACAAUAUAAAGUUUACUUCAACAUAGUGAUAUCAGUUUAACAAAAAAAAAAAAAAAAAAAGAUGAGAAAACAGACCUCUUGGACAGGCUUGCACUUUACAGCUCAAUGAACACUGUCCAGUGGCCACAUUAAUCAUCAGGAAGGGGGAAAGGAGGAGAGGAGUUAGUUGGUCAGAGCAGAGAGAUACAAUUGCAGAGGUAAGGCUGGAAGAGACUGAGGGCUAGAUUUAUCAACGCUGAGGCGUACAGGGGCGCGUAUACGCGCCCCUGUACGCCUCAGCUCGCCUGUGGUGGGGCGAAAUUACCUGCAGGUAAUUAACAUUGCACACGAGUGCAAUUUUGCGCUCGCGUGCAAUCCCGCCCCUUGCCCGCGCACAGCCAAUCACGUGCGGGCAGGAGCUGUCAAUCUCCUCGGUCGGACUCGUCCGAGGAGAUUUAAUUUCGCCACAAUAGAGGUGGCGAAGAUGUUAGGGAAGCAGCGGUCAGGUGACCGCUGCUUGAUAAAUUGUGGCGAGCAAGUUCUUGUGAGAACUUGCUGCCGCAGGGGCUUGAUAAAUCUAGCCCUGAGUAUGUAUAAAGCCCUGCACACAGCCAUACAAAGUGUUAAAUAACCAAGACAUUCUAACCUUGCAGCUCCUGUUUGUCAGCGUAUCCUUCUGACUCACACACUGUCCAAGUGCUGCAUGAGGGCAAAGUGUAGGGGAGGGAGUUGAUUUAUUGCAGGCGCAAAACAAAAACAUAGUCCGUUCACCUAACGAUCCUGUAAUCUGCUAUGCCCAGCAGCUUUCAUCACGGAUCACAACUGUUACUGCUCUACUUGAAAGCAUAACUCAGAACAAACUGUGCCUCAUACAUGCUCAUAUUAAAUAGUGUAAGACAAAAAUAUUUAUUUAAUAUGAGCAUGUAUAUGAGGCACAGUUUGUUCUCCUGAGUUGUGCUUUCAAAUAGAGCACGUAACAAAUAAAUAAAUACCAGCCAAAUGCCAAAGAUUGCUCUGGUACUUCUAGUGGAACAAAAUAAAUGCUGCUUACUUUACAAA